CGCACCGCGGACACUUCGCCUCGGCCGGCGGCCGGCGCGAAACCCGACCACCCGAAGAGCGAUACGUAAAAAUAUGUAGAACCGCGAUCACCAACUCUACUGCCAUUCAUCCUGCCAGAUAAUUUUAAGUUCAACUAGGCUAAAGUAGUGCUUACGCUUAAGUGAACUUUGUGAUCUAAAGAGAUUAAGACUGAUUUUAUCAUGCGUUUCGGACUUUUGAAUUCGAGCGCGAAAAAGUUUAAAGACUGCAAUUGCUAUUUAAAUAUCAGUGUCAUCGCUAUAUUAUCAGCUUUCACUGCCUAAGCCUUCCGAUAACGUAGCAUUUGUAUAGUUCGGAGCACAGUUCGGAGACAAUAAAACGUUUUAAAAUAUAAAAUAUCCCGGCUCAGAAGAGGAGAUUAGAGGCCGAGGGAGCAUCGACACUCACCAAAAUUCGCGACAUAAGCUGGUGGGUGCUGUGGUGGCGUCAACGACAUCUUCGGAUGGGCGCACCGCAGACCCCUAAACAAAUAGAUGAUGACGAAAGCGAGCCCCAUGUGGCUGUAGUGGAGGAGCAAGACCGCAAGAUGGCUAAGGUUCGAGGCCAGAACUGCCCGCGGCGACGCGGCCAUGAGAGCGAACUAGACGGAGAGCGUCGCCGUAUGCGUCGGAAGCCGGCAAAGAGGUCGCUGCCGAAAAUAGGCAGUCAAGAAGAAGAACAGGUCCGGCCGCCACCAGGCGGCGUAGUGACAUUUGAACCGAUUCAACAUGACCACGACUUUUGCGAGAGAGUCGUGAUCAAUAUAAGCGGUCUUAGAUUUGAAACACAACUCCGGACACUUAACCAAUUUCCCGAAACACUGUUGGGUGACCCCGCAAGAAGGAUCAGAUACUUUGAUCCCAUAAGGAACGAGUAUUUUUUUGACCGGAACAGACCGUCUUUCGACGCCAUCCUGUAUUACUACCAAAGCGGCGGCCGCCUGCGCCGCCCGGUCAACGUACCACUGGACGUCUUCUCGGAGGAGAUCAAGUUCUACGAGUUGGGAGAGCAAGCCACCAACAAAUUCCGUGAGGAUGAAGGGUUCAUAAAGGAGGAAGAGAAGCCCCUGCCCUCCAACGAGAGGCAGCGCAAGGUCUGGCUGUUGUUCGAAUACCCGGAGAGCUCCCAGGCUGCCCGAGUUGUUGCCAUCAUCUCAGUCUUCGUCAUCCUGCUUUCCAUCGUAAUCUUCUGCCUCGAAACCCUCCCGGAGUUCAAACACUACAAGGUGUUCAAUACCACGACUAACGGUACUAAGAUCGAAGAGGACGAGGUGCCUGACAUUACUGAUCCAUUCUUCUUGAUCGAGACGCUCUGUAUUAUUUGGUUUACCUUCGAAUUGAUUGUUCGGUUUCUGGCCUGUCCUAAUAAGUUCAACUUCUUCAGAGACGUGAUGAAUAUAAUAGACAUAAUUGCUAUAAUCCCGUACUUCAUCACCUUGGCCACCGUUGUCGCGGAAGAGGAAGACACGCUGAACCUCCCUCGAGCACCAGUUUCCCCUCAAGACAAAUCCACCAAUCAAGCCAUGAGUCUCGCCAUACUGCGUGUGAUCCGACUCGUGCGGGUGUUCCGUAUUUUCAAGCUGUCCCGUCACUCCAAGGGUCUGCAGAUUUUGGGGCGAACUCUGAAAGCAUCCAUGCGAGAACUUGGUCUCUUAAUAUUUUUCCUCUUCAUUGGUGUGGUGCUGUUUUCAUCUGCGGUGUACUUCGCGGAAGCUGGAAGUGAGAACAGCUUCUUCAAAUCCAUACCUGAUGCGUUUUGGUGGGCGGUCGUGACAAUGACGACCGUAGGAUACGGCGACAUGACGCCUGUUGGAGUGUGGGGUAAGAUCGUGGGGUCGCUCUGCGCCAUUGCUGGCGUACUCACCAUCGCACUGCCAGUUCCUGUCAUCGUAUCGAACUUCAACUAUUUCUACCAUCGCGAGACCGAUCAAGAGGAAAUGCAGUCACAGAACUUCAACCACGUCACAAGUUGUCCCUAUCUGCCCGGGACUAUUGGUGAACCCUAUUUAAAAAUACCUCUUAAUUUGGACUUUGAACUUAAAGUCCAAUAAGAGAGGUAUUCUCCGCGCUACUUCUAUAUCUUGCACGAGUCAAUGUGCAAGAUAUAGGAGUAAUACUACUUCUUUAACAAACUACUUAACCUAUUAUAGAUAUAUUUUAUGAAAAGGUUAGAAGUCGCUCGAAGAAAGACAAGAAGGAUUAAAACAAUGAGAGAACAAAAUGUAGCCUUGCUCUC
Messenger RNA from Bicyclus anynana (squinting bush brown), 2254 nucleotides. RefSeq names its product potassium voltage-gated channel protein Shaker (gene shaker). The record is from RefSeq and is a predicted model, not a curated record. Gene Ontology annotation, biological process: potassium ion transmembrane transport; protein homooligomerization. Gene Ontology annotation, molecular function: delayed rectifier potassium channel activity; protein binding. Gene Ontology annotation, cellular component: membrane; voltage-gated potassium channel complex. NCBI's taxonomy places the organism in Eukaryota, Metazoa, Arthropoda, Insecta, Lepidoptera, Nymphalidae.